Molecule: messenger RNA, 9577 nt
Organism: Danaus plexippus (monarch butterfly)
Lineage: Eukaryota; Metazoa; Arthropoda; Insecta; Lepidoptera; Nymphalidae
Exons: 2
Coding region: 211-7056 (2281 amino acids)
Source: RefSeq, a predicted model, not a curated record
AUUUUAACUUUACAAAGUGGACGGUGUACGAACGUAAUAAAUCAGUGUCUCCAAGGAAAUAAUAUUGAUAAUUUAUGUGUUUUAUAUAGAACCUAAAGAUGGCCAAUGCCAUUCCCAAGUCCUGGAGAUUGAUUUGUUACGUGUAGUACUCGUGGACGGUGUUAAAGAUGAGAACGAUUUACUCUUCAAUAUACCUUGAACACUUUGACCAUGGACGCUGACGGAUCAAGGGCCAAUUCUACAUUAGGCUCAGUCGUCAGUGAUGGCAGCACUAAAUAUGCUCACAGCAGUCCAAUUCUACAAGCAAAUAGAAUUCAAUCCUUCAACGAUAUUGGCUCAAACUCAAUGGGCAAAAUGGACGCGCCGACCUCGCGACCGUGUGCUAUAAUCGGACCUGAUAGAGUGCUGCCAUCCAACGCUGGGGAUAUUUAUUUAAAAAAAACAGUUGCACCUUGGCCAUGUCCAGAAAAUGUUUAUCGCCAUACAACUGAUUACCAAAGUAAGCUACCUGAAUAUCAACCAAACAGAAACAUAUCACCAAGACAAACAUUCCAAGAGAAUAUGCAGCGCAUAAUGGUCCCGCCUACUUAUAGUUCAAUAAAAAUACCUGAGGAAUCGAGCUCAAAAAAUACCAAAUUAAAUAUGCCUCACGAGGCUAAAUACUGUGAUGUGCCUUAUAAUAAUUCUGUGAAUAAUGAACUUAAGAGUGUAAGAAAUCCUGACAUUCCUAUAACAAAUAUGAACCCUGCUUUUGGCAGAAGUGUGCCGCCAUAUGGUUGGCCCCCUGGUGUAAAUGUGCGACCCUUGAGACCUUAUGGUGCUCCUGAUUUCUAUCAGUAUUCAGAAUAUCCCAGUUGUGCUGGAACAAGACCGAUGGUUCGUCAACAUCAAGCACUGAAUGGAGAAUCUACACAAAUGUAUCCGGAUCAUCUAUACCAAGAAUCAAAUAUCUCCUUUAAGCCAUAUCCAUUGGCUAAGGAACGGCAUCCGCAAGUAAGGUAUGAUUACAUAAAUAAUUACCCUAAUUCAUUUCACCCAUCAAACCCAUUCCCACCUCAUAGAUAUGACUUACAAAAGUCAAUUCAUGGCCAUCCAUAUCCUGUAUAUCCCCAAAUACCAGUAAAGUACUUAGACAGAAGAAUCCAUGAGCCUAUACCAGAUUCCUAUCAGAGGUCUUCAAAUACACCAAAUUUUAUGGCAUACAGAAAUCAACCUGUUGCUCCUCCAUAUGGUCCAUUAUCAGGUAACUGUAUUCAAAAUAAGCCAUAUGCUCUUGAUGGCUCUUCAAAGCCUAAUAAUAAAAUACAUUUUGAGCCAAAUAGUAAAGUAUAUGUGGAUCUUGAACCAAAACAUAAUAAAGGUUAUCCUAUCCCUGAUAACAUUUAUUUAAAUGAGAUGAAUCACCAUCAAUCUUUGAGAGGUGAUAUAUUGCUACAGCCCAAUUCUACACUGAGUAUGCAUACGGUACCCCAACACGCGAUCUAUAGAAAAGAUAACACAUAUCCCAAAAAUUUUGAAUACAAUAUACAAUACAGGAAUGUUGAUCAGCCCAUGAAUAAUUCACUACCAAGGUUCCCAUUACAAUAUUCACCAAAUACGUUAGCCAUAUCGCCCUCAGAUUCAAACACUAGCAAUGAUACUGCGCUAACUUUAGGCGCACCUCAAGAGGACUGUGGUUAUGUUAGUCAAUCUUCGACUACAAGUGUGAGAAGUUUAGAUUCUUACAAUAUACAAGCCACGAACGACACUCUAAGAAGGCAUAACUAUAAUAAUUAUGGUAUACAGAGAAACAACGGAAAAGAAAUGAUAUCGAAAAGAAAAAGUAGUACUUCUGAUAAGAAAAAUAUUAAUGUUAGACAAUUUUUACAAAUGUGGAAUGAAGGAGAUGACGAUAUUAGUGAAACCAAUAAAGAAACUGGGACAUCAAAUGAUUCCACGAAGAAUGACGAGGAACAACUUUAUGUGCUAGGUUUAGUAAAUGUUCCUAGUGAUGAAAUCGGAAAAUAUGAGCAUAUACAAAAAAUUUCUAAAUUGCCGGAAAAUAUUAAAGGCUACAAUAGCUUAGAGUUAUUAAAUCAAUAUGAAGAACUUUUGGAACCAUCAAACACCGACAAAUUUACUUCUAAGCCAAUAAUGACGAGACAAUGUAACCUUCCGCUAAGAAAUACAAUAAAUAAGGAACAUAUAACUGUUCCUCGCCCAAUGUCACCAUUAGAUGUGGAAGCAAAAAUAAGUCAAUCUGUAAUUCACAAAGAAGUAGGUUGUAAUUUUGAAAUUAAACCUUGUAGUCCUGAAAUGUUAAAUGUCGAAGUGGCAACGCCAGUACAAAAUAUAUUAGGUGAAAGAUCAAUAGAAAAAAUUGUUAAUCCAGUCAUUACUCAUUCACCGUUAUUACAUAACGAUGAGAGUGAUAUAAAAACUUCAAAUAUUAUUAAAAAUACGAGUUGCAACAUGACAAAUCACCCAUUCACAUCAGAACCGUCUAACGGCAAUAUAAAGGCUAAUCAUUACAGUACACAAGAUCUUGAAACAAAUGCUGGUGUAUGCUUAGCGUCUUUACCGCAACUUGACAAUGAUUUGGAACUUAAUUUCCCUGAAAUUAAUCAACAGUUUAUUAAUGCAAACAAAAAAGUAUCAAAUGCUAUUACGUCUCCAAAAAUGUCAAUGGUUGUAGAUACAGACCAGAAAACUAAUGUAUUACAUGAAAAAUCCACUCAUCAGCAGAUAAAUUUAUUGUCUCCUCACACUGCUUCCAAUACAGAGAAAGAAGUUUCAAAGCUGAGUAAAUACAGGAAAAAUAAAAAAAUUGAACCGUCUACUCCUUCUCCUAAUGACUUUGCGAAAACAAUUAUUUCCCCUAUCACAACGCAGAGAAUAGACAGUGUUAUAAUUAAGAAUCCCGAAAAUAUAAAAUUACAGGACAUUCAAUCUAACACAAGUUACGGCUUAAAUACGUUACUGGAAGAUCAUAAUGACACUUUUAAUAACAAUAACCUUUCUUUUGAAAAAGCGAUUGAUUUUAGUUUAAAUAAGAUUGAUGUCAAUGUACCUAUAGGAAAUACCGUUCUUAAUAAUAUUAAUUGUACGGACACUCCUAUAGCAGAAAAACAUUGUGACGCAAACACAACUUGCAACAAUGUCAGUGCGGAAGUUAUAUUAAAUAAAAAUGAAUUUACAUUAGGACUUGAGAAAAAUCCUGAAGAUAAAAACGAUAAACCUGCAACACAUGAAAAUGUAUCUGAAAAUCAUGAAAAUUUGUGUACAUCACAACAAAUUUCCAAUGAGGAAAAUAAACACAGAACAAUAAUAUCUGUCGAUAAUGAUAGGCAAGAGGAUAAGUUUUCAAGAAAAAUCAUUCAAAAUAUUAGUGAUGAAAACCGAGAUGAGCCCGUUACCACAUCAGACAGUGUAUCUGAAAACUUUCCAAUAAAACAAGAUAUAUUUUCACUUAAUCUUCAACAAGAAACGCAAGAUCAAACUCAUAUCAAACAAGGUGGAAAUAUUUUCUCUUGUCAAGAAAAUAAUGUUGAAAGUGUAAAAAAGAAAGAAGAUGAGUUUCCAAAUGCAUGUGAAUUUACAAACUCUACGGGUGACAAUAGUUUCGAAGAAAUGUUAUCUGAAAAAUCUAAGGAUAGUCCUAUGGAAAAACAUUUUAGCAAUCUAAUUGGUGAUAAUGCCUCCAAAACUGAAUUUCCGGUAUUGAGUGUGAUACAUAGUCGACAAACUAAGGAUGAAGUUUCUAUACUUCCUAACAAUGUAACAAUUAGUAACAAUGAGGUUAACAAAUCCGUCAUAAAUGAAAGUGAAAUACAAACAUCGAAUAUUACUAAACAAAAAGUAUCAGAAGCUACAGGCGGCAUUUCGAACAUUUCCUUACCAAUAUUAGACCCCAUCUCAGAAAAAGAUAAUGUUUUUUUUGAAAGCAUCACGAACAGUGACAUCGAAAAAAGUGAAAAGAUAACUGUAUCUGAUGCAGAGGAGAGUAUUAAUACGGGUGAUAAGGAUAAAUUGCAUCAAAUCACAGAAAAAGUAAACAUGUGUGCUCAACAAAACGAGGUUACCGUAGCCUCUAGUAUUUCAGCUGACACAAAUUUAACACAAGCAACUAAUGUAUUAGAUAAAGAUUUACCUGACCAUCCUGAAUUCAAUAUCAAUGAAAACAAUAUUGAUACCAAAUAUAUCUCAAAUUCACUUUCAAGCACUGGGUCAAUGGAAACUACAGAUCAAGACUUUUACGGUGAAAAUCAACAUUUUCACAAGAAUAUAGCAAAUUUUAAUUCCAUAGAAGGUCAUACUCAAGCGAAUCGGACAGGAGCAAAUGGCAGUUGCGAAACAAAAAGUUUCGACACAGGUUUACUCGAAGACUUUGAGUCCGAGAAAUUACUUGAACCACAACAAUUUAAUGAUGUUUUUAAUAAAAAUGAAAGCAUAAUGGAAAAUGAAGGUUUACCAUCUUUUUCUCCAAAGAUACCAACAAAUAAUGAAAUAAACACUAACCCAGAUCCUGUAAUGCAUGAGACUACAAAGACAUUUAAUAGGGAUGAUGUACUCAAUUCUGUUGAAGAAAAUAAUACUGAAUAUAAAUCAGAAAAUGAUGUAAGUUCCUCAAAAUCGUACUUCCCUCAAAAUGAACACGUGCUAAAUAAUAAUGAAUCCGACAUCGAUUUAAAUUGUGAAGAACGAUCGAUUAAUAACAAUACCAUAUUAAAUGAAAUAAAAAAUAAAAACAUUGAUAGUGAAAUGAGUAUUAAUGAUAGAAUUAAAUUACAUUGUACUCAAAUUUGUACUAAUUACAAUGUUGAAGCAAAUGACAAUGGUGCAUUUUAUCGUAAAAAUGUAAAAAAAUAUAAGAAUCUUUUUUCUCCUUGGCUACAAAAACUAAUUAUGCAUACUGAAGGGAUUUGCGUUACGAAUAAGGAAAUACGAAGUGAAGAAGGAUUUAAUGGAGAUGGGAAUGAGUUUCAAACUACACCAACAUCAGUUGAAAACAAAGGAGUUACUAAUCUAAAUGAAGACUUAGAACAUCAUUUAAAAGAAGACAUAUCUGUAAAUGAAAAUUAUAUCCAGGAUAACAUUAUUGACACGAGUGACACUACCUUAGUACUUAUAUUAUCUUCAGAGAAUCCAAAAGAUGACUUGAGGCCUGUUAAUGACAUCAAAAACUGUGUUGAUACAACACCAAAUGAGAUAUUAAGUCAAAAAUUUGAAAAAACCUUGGAAAAUGAUAUAGCAGUUCAUACAAAAAUUAAUAAUAGGACACAGUUGUUUGAGAAUAAACCUAAGAAAAUAUUAAAAAGAUCUCUUUCUGAAUCAGCCAUAGAUAAUAGAACUGAUGUGGAUGCAAACCUGUUAACAUCUACUAAACGGAGGAAAGUAAAUGAUAUACUUCAAUCAAAUAUAACAGCAGAGGAUUUGUGCAACAUAGUUCAGAAUAACAGAAGAAAUUCAAUAUCGACAUUUUAUAACGAAGAAAGUGUAUAUAUUUUGAUAGACAAUGAACUAAUAAUUACAGAAGAAAACGAGGAGUCAGAUAAAAUAUGUUUCGCUGAUAGUAAUGUAUGUAUCCCCCAUGAAGAAAGCGAACCAGUGUUUGAGAAGAUAGACAAUACUGUUGAAAAUGAUGAUCAUCUUAAUGGGCUCCAUAACAACAACGAAAACAACGCAGAAGAAUCGUGGUAUGAGGAUGUAGCGUGUAUAGAAACAGUAUUUAGUGACGAUGUAGCUGAAGAUAUUACAAUAGAUGAAAACAAAUCUCCAAAAAUAGCAACUGAAGAAGAUAGUGAAAACGAUGACUCACAUAUCUUUGAAGAAAUGCGAGAAUGUGAACAUAUCAAUAAGAUCCGAAAUAUAUAUGGUGAUUCUGUAUCUAACGAAAAUGUAAAUUUGUUAGAAACAUUGUACAGAACACCACAGAUGGAUGUUAACAAAACUCUAGUUCACAUAGAAUCUCAUAAUUUAGAAGCUUGUUUUUUACAAGAAGAAACUUCACCAACACAUGGUCAAAAUGAUGACAUGAAUAAGUUAAGAAACGGUCAUUUGUGUGAACGCAAUUGUUUCGUCGAUGAUAAAGAAAAUCUUUCAAAUGAUUCACUCGUAGAAAAUAAAACUUUGAAAACAUACGGCGACGUAAAGGAGAGUAAGGUUAACGUUUUAUUUUCCGAUGAUAAAAGUCUCGAUGAGCCUUUCUUCAAUUCGUGUGAAAGUAGCAAUGAUAAUUUUAUUUCAAAUACGCAUAAAGAUAACUCACAUUAUUCGUAUUCAAGUUCACCUGAAGUAUCUUCCACAACGUCUGAAGAAAAAGGCAUACUACUAAAAAUAACUAACUAUAACGGAUCCAGGUCCUCCCAGACAAACGAAAUGCCUGUCGACAUGAACAAAAUCAGUUACAAACUUACUGAAAAUCAAGAGUAUCGAAGUUACAAAUCAAACUUCAGUUCCACGAGAACGUUAAUUACAAAAGCAGCUCAGAAAUACAUACCACCUCUAAAAGAAACUGUUGGUGAUUUAAAAGUCAAAUUACCACUGCCUCAACAUCACCUCAACAAACUUAAACAGCUUAAAAUUUCAAAGAUUGAACCAAAGAUCAAUGAAAACAUUAUUAGAUAUAAAAAUAGAAAUCUAAAAGUAGACAUACCAAAAAAAGCUAAACCAAAAUUCGAGGAUGUCCUUAAGAGUAUAGACGAGAUACAAUUCAAAAAAAGGAAAGAUAAAGUUAAAAAGGGUAAAAGCGAAAUACCAAAAGUGGUCAUAAAGAAGGGCGAAGAUGGGGCGCACUACACUAGUAGUAAACCGAUAAAUGACGAAGUGUAUAAUCCAGAUCUAACCGGAAGGAAAUGGCAACCAUGGGUAUUUCUGGAAAAGAACAACUUCAUUGACAGGAUGGCAAUCAAAAAGAAACAUAAAGCCAUAUAUUGUCACAGGAAGAAGACGUACGUCCUGGCUGAGAAAUUUCGUAAAUAUAAAUCGGUUUAUAACGCCAAAUUCGUAAUAACACAACCGAAAUCGAGUACCACACAUGGUAAUUUGAAAUACACUAUCAGGUUACAACACAAAUGAUCCCUAGAACAUAUUUAACACACGAGUUCCUUGAUAAUGGACUACAUAUAUUUUGUUUAACUGCCAAAGGCUGUAACUUUAGCAAUAUCCUCCACCCACCAAGAAAAUGGUCUCACCUUAUGUAAACUACAUUCCUUGUAUUGCAUCAAAGAUUUUUAUUUAUAGUUACCCGAUUAAGUUCACUUAUUAUAUUCUUAAGUUAUGGUUUAAAUUAUCAUCAGAUACCAAAUGUGAUGAAAAAUUUAUCAAAGAUAUGCACGAUAUAUUUAUAUAUAUAUAUCGAAAUGUUGAUCUGCGUUAUGUUGUUUAAAUGAUUAUAAUAAUUGUUACUUGAUAUGUCAUUCCAUCAUAGAUUUUUAUUUAUUUUAUUACCUAAUGUAAAUUAUAUAUAUACACAAAUAAUAUAAAAUUGUUAUGUAUGUUAUAUUUACGCACUGUUAGCCAUAAAAAGUAUUAUUUUGUCGUUUAUUAUUAUUAUUUAAUCCUUUUUUUUAUAUAUAGGAAAGGAUAAAAAAAAAUGUGUAAAUAAAUUAAGUUAAAAUUGUUAUAACGAUAAUUUUCAUUGAUUUGUAAUAAAAAUAAUAUAUAUAUAGACGGAAGUAAUGUUUAUAAGAAUUUAUCUUUAUACGGAGAUAUUCGAUAUUUUCUAUUGAAAUAAGUAAAAUUUAACAACACGUUGUGUAUAUCACGUUUUGUGGUGAUUGAAAUUGCUCACGUAAAUUUAAGCACAUGUACCUUAUGACGAGUUCGUAUAGUUUAACCAAAACAGACGAAUCCUAAGUUUCCAUUAAUGAUAUAACAUAUGAAUGGAAACUGUCUGUUAGUCUAACUAUACAAACUCGUGGUGGGGAGUACUAAAGUAGUUUUUAUUUGUCUUUAUAAAGUAAACUGAAAGUUUAGUCUAAAGUACAAAUUGUGUGCACCAUUACAUGUUGAGGUAUAAAAUUUUUGUUUUGUAUGUGAAAAUGCGCUUAGUUUAUUGACGUUAUUAUCAGUUAUGACGAAACAUACGGAUUGUAUGUGAAGUUAUAAAAGAGAAAUAAUAAUAAAAAGAAAAUAGUAAAAUAGCCGAAUUCAAUACUCAACAAAACACACAUUGUAAAUAAAUAGAUGCUUAUAUAAAAUAUUAAAUAACUAUGUAUUAAUACAUUUCGCACGCAAAACUGUAUUUUUAGCGAGUGUCUUAUAUAUUUUUCGAUUGAAAUGUCUUCGUGUAACACUAUAAAUACAUUGUAAUUUGAAAUAUUAGCAAAAUAUAUUAAAAAAUAAGUGCCUCCAGUUACAUUGCAACAUUGAAAUAAAAUCAUUAAACAUGGGAUCAGUGAAAUCCGCAUAUAUUUCGAUGUAAUUAAUAUAUUAUAUACACGAUGCUGUUUGAAACAAAACGGUGCCUUUAAAUUGGAUGCCAUGAUUUUUGUAUAAUAUAAAAAAAUAUUUAUUUAUUAUCAAAGAGCACGUGUUAUGAAGGUAGCGGAAACUAUAGUCAUCGAAUACGUUAUAUUACUAACGUAGACUAGUGUUGAUCGAUUUUCGUCACCGGCUAUAGUAAGAUACGAGUCUCGAGAGAAUACUAUAUUUAUAUUGGAAACCGUAAUGAUCGUUUUAUAAUAUUGAUAUGUUUUGUUAGAGGUCACCGUGCUUGAAAUGUUGUUUGUUCUAUAUUGUUUUGGCUGUUAAAUUCCAUCCUAAGUCCUUUGAUCUCAGCACAGCACACUAUGUAUAUGAAGCUUGGCGUGCCUCAACUGUUUUAAAUGAAUAUUCUAAUAUUUUUAUAUUACAUACAGGGUGUUAAUAUUAUACCAAAAAAAAUGUGCUUUUAUGUGCAAGUGUUGCCUUCGUAGAUAAGUAUAUUGUAUAGAUGUUAGUUAAGUGGUAUUCCCUUUUUGAAAUACGUUUUGUAUAUACAUAGGGAUGUUUAAUUUAUAUAUAUAUAUAUCAUUAUUGUAAAGUGGGUAUAUAAAUUGAUAAUAUAUUAUGUAAAUGUACAAAACAUAUACAAGAUUAUUGUAACAUUAGAUAGAGGUUUUAGUGUUAUUUUAUCUCACAGUUUAAUUAUUUGUUGGUGAAAACACUAUAUAUAUAUAUAUAUAUGUUUUUUUGUUUCAAAGUGUGAUUUCUAUGAGAGUGAUAUACGAGAGUCCAGUCGACUGAUCUUAUAAGUCGUAUGUUUGUCACGCACUGUCGAGUGUUAUUGUUAAUGAAACGUCACUCGUUGGGAGUUUGUACAUUUUAACUGAGUUGCACUACGUUAAGGGUUACGGAUGUAGUAUCUAAGUGUUUGUUUUUUUCUGUUAGUGUUUACGCAUAUCCUAUGAAGCCAGUAACGCACGUGAUUAUAUCGUUAUAGACGUAACAUUACACACCUGCUAUAAUGUAACAUUUGUUAAGAACGAGACGCAGCGUGUUGUUUCUUUUUUUUUUUUUUUGUUAUAUCUAAUGGGAAUAUUGUUUUUUCGAGUGUACCUAAUUUUGAAGAUGUUUUUUAAGAUUGACCAAAUAAAUGUGUUCUGAUAAAAUUAAA